Molecule: messenger RNA, 626 nt
Organism: Odocoileus virginianus texanus
Lineage: Eukaryota; Metazoa; Chordata; Mammalia; Artiodactyla; Cervidae
Source: RefSeq, a predicted model, not a curated record
CAGGAAACAUCAUUUGUUGGCUGCUCUGGUCUUCAUCCCAGUCUUUGUUCUGAGGGCUGCGGGGAGGACAAAGUCUGAGCCUCAUGAAGAAGGGCCCAGGGAAUCAGAUUGCCUGCUGCUCCUUCCUGGACGAAACUCACUGCUCUCCAUGGCUCAUCAGGAACCCAAGGGGCCUGAUGUCUACCAGGAGAAUUUUGAGCCCACAUCCUACCUGGACUAUUACAAGAUGAACCAGGAUCCCAUUGGUGACGAAGUCCUCCAUUUCCUGCUAAAACACUACAACGCUACUUUUAAACCAGAAUACUCCUAUUCUAAAACAGGUGGGCUGGAAGGAAAACUUCUGGUUGACAUUGGCUCUGGGUCCACCAUCUACCAGUUCCUCUCUGCCUGUGAGUCUUCCCAAGAGAUCAUCGCCACUGACUACACAGACAAGAACCUCCAGGAGCUGGAGAAGUGGCUGAAGAAGAUGCCAGGGCUGUUUGACUGGUCUCCAGUGGUGAAAUACGUGUGUGAGCUUGAGGGGAACAGAACUGGCAGCCUGCUGCUCUGGGAGCCCGGCCGGCAGGCAGAGAAUGGCCGGGAGUGGCGGGAGUGGUCCGCGUGAUGAGCGUGACCCAGCCGGCCUC